This is a messenger RNA of Salmo salar (Atlantic salmon), 4434 nucleotides long. RefSeq names its product WD repeat-containing protein 47. NCBI's taxonomy places the organism in Eukaryota, Metazoa, Chordata, Actinopteri, Salmoniformes, Salmonidae. Gene Ontology annotation, molecular function: protein binding. The record is from RefSeq and is a predicted model, not a curated record.
UUGGUUGAUAGUGUGUUUUAUUCCUGCAGCUCAAUCAAUGCAUGCUUUGCUAGCCGGAUCUAUAAACGUGGUACACUCGGUUAUCUAGCAAGGUUAUUUAGUAGGCUCUCUGCCACUGCGUUGUUCCUGGUGCUAGCCUACUCGGAUAUAAUAAUCAUUGUACGUGCGCAGUGCUAAUGUCUAUGCCAGCGAAAAGUCAGGUAGCUCAAAUAAGACUGUCGCCAUGACAGCGGAGGAGACCAUUAACAUCAAAGAGGUGGAGGUGAUCAAGCUGAUGCUGGACUUCCUCAACUCCAGGAAGCUUCACAUCAGCAUGCUGGCUCUGGAGAAGGAGAGCGGGGUCAUCAACGGCCUUUACUCUGACGACAUGCUCUUCCUUAGGCAGCUGAUUCUAGAUGGCCAAUGGGAAGAGGUCCUACAAUUCAUUCAGCCUUUAGAAGGCAUGGACAAGUUUGACAAAAAGAGGUUCCGCUACAUCGUCCUGAAGCAGAAGUUUCUGGAGGCCCUGUGUGUAAAUAACGCCAUGUCAGCUGCUGACGACCCUCAGAAUCUGGAGCUGUCCAUGCAGGAAGCGGUCAGGUGUCUCCACAGCCUGGAGGUGUUCUGUCCCUCUAAAGAGGACUACAGUAAACUCUGCCUGCUCCUCACGCUGCCCUGCCUCACCCAACACGCUGAGUUCAAGGAUUGGAACCCCAGCACGGCCCGGGUGCACUGCUUCGAGGAGGCCUGUGCCAUGGUGGCUGAGUUCAUCCCUGCCGACAGGAAGCUGAGCGAGGCCGGGUUCAGGGCCAGCGGCAACCGCCUCUUCCAGCUGCUCAUCAAAGGAGUUCUGUACGAGUGCUGUGUGGAGUUCUGUCAGAGCAAAGCCACGGGGGAGGAGAUCACGGAGGACGAGGUGCUCUUGGGCGUGGACAUGCUGUGUGGCAAUGGCUGCGACGAACUCGACCUCUCCCUGCUCUCGUGGCUCCAGAACCUCUCGCCAGGUGCCUUCUCCUGCGCCUUUCAGCAGAAGACCCUGGCCAUCCACGUGGAUCGUCUGGUCAAGCCAACCAAGGCCGGCCACGCCGACCUGCUCACCCCCCUCAUCAGCCGGCUUUCCCCCUGUCCCUCCUCGCCCUUGCAGAGGCCCCAGUCAGCAGACACCUACAUGUCUCGGUCCCUGAACCCGGUGCUGGACGGGCUGUCCCAUGGCCUGGCGGCCCAGGCCCAGACCAAGAGGGGCACGGAGGGCAGCGUGAGACCGGCGCUCAGCCAAAGCAUGGUGGAGAAUAACGUGCACCAGCUGGAAGACGACUCGCCAGAGAGGAUUGUCCCACCGGUUCUGGUUCUGGCCUCCAGUGGACCAAAUGUCAUGCGCACCCCUCUGGCCCCCGGGACAGACGGUGAGCCGCCAAACGAGAAAGAGCAUGACAGUGAGCAGGUCCAGGAGUACUACAGGCAGAGGAAGCGUGUUCAGCAGCACUUGGAGCAGAAGCAGCAGCAGAGACAGCUGUACCAGCAGAUGCUGCUGGAGGGAGGGGUUCACACACAGGAGGGGCCAGAUGCCCAGCACAACCUCACUGAGAAGUUCCUCAACAGGUCCAUCCAGAAGCUGGAGGAGAUGAACGUGGGAAUGGACAAUGUGGGAGAGGGGGGGGUCCAGUCUGUGAGCCAGCAGUGUAACGGGACCCCUGGACCCAACUCUAGUACCCAGACCCAAGAGACAGGCCCUCUCAGGGACAAGCCGGGAGGGGUCAGCAGCACCCCUCUCAUGGCAGGGUCUCAGGGCAUGCCCUCCUUCGACGAGUCCCCCGUCCAGAACACUCAGAGUGAUCAAAGAAACAGGGCCACUCUGCCUACGCUUCAGGAUGAUUCGGGAGGCUCCCCGAUGCGCAACAAUUCUCAGAAGAUGGAGAAGUCCAAGGCCCAGUUUGUGGCAGUGAACAGUCUGGAGGACACGCAGGCGUUGCGCGCUGUGGCCUUCCACCCCACGGGGGCGCUGUACGCCGUGGGCUCCAACUCCAAAACCCUGCGCGUCUGUGCUUACCCAGACACCCUCAACACAAGUGGGUCAGGUCCAGUCAAGCAGCCGGUGGUGCGCUUCAGAAGGAACAAGCACCACAAGGGUUCCAUCUACUGUGUGGCCUGGAGUCACUGUGGACAACUGCUGGCCACAGGCUCCAAUGAUAAAUAUGUCAAAGUGCUGCCCUUCAACGCAGAAACCUGCAAUGCCACAGGGCCAGACCUGGAGUUCAGUAUGCAUGAUGGGACCAUCAGAGACCUGGCGUUCAUGGAGGGUCCUGAGAGUGGAGGAUCCAUCCUGAUUAGCGCCGGAGCCGGAGACUGUAACAUCUACACCACUGACUGCCAGAGAGGACAGGGGCUGCACGCUCUCAGUGGGCAUACAGGUCACAUCCUGUCUCUGUACACGUGGGGUGGCUGGAUGAUCGCCACGGGCUCCCAGGACAAGACUGUCCGCUUCUGGGACCUGAGAGUCCCCAGCUGUGUGAGGGUGGUGGGGACAGCCCUGCAUGGCUCUGGCAGUGCAGUGGCCUCGGUAGCUGUUGACCCCAGCGCUCGUCUCUUGGCAACGGGACAAGAGGACUGCAGCUGCAUGCUCUAUGACAUCAGAGGAGGCCGGAUGGUGCAGACGUACCGCCCACACACCAGCGACGUGCGCUCCGUCCGUUUCUCUCCCGGGGCACACUAUCUGCUCACGGGUUCCUAUGACAACAAAGUCAUCAUCACUGACCUGCAAGGUGACCUGACGAAGCAGCUUCCUCUGACGGUGGCGGCGGAGCACGGGGACAAGGUCAUCCAGUGUAGGUGGCACACGCACGACCUCUCCUUCCUGUCCUCCUCCGCAGACAGGACAGUCAAACUCUGGGCCCAGUGUCCAUGACACUGCUGGCUGGCACUGGGAACACUGGAAACCACUGUAGAAACUAUAGCUCUUAAAUCUGGUGUUACUGGGAACACUGGCCACCACAACGAGCACAACACACAGUCCACAUCCUAGGACAUACCUGCCCCUGUACCCCUCCACAAGGCUCUUAGAGGUGUGUGUUACAUGUAUGUAAUGCUGUGUGUUUACACUGGAUAUCACUGUUGUGUCAUUUAUGGCAAUGCUUUUAGCCUUUCUUUAGCAUCUGUGCCUCUUGCUAACAGUCGAGCUAUACAAAACCACCUUCAUUUGACUGUAACGAUACGGCGACACCACCUCUAUAGUCCUGUUGAAAAUAAUAUACUCAUCAAAUGCAUGUUAGCAUCAUAGUCUACACUCGCUUAAAGCACACCACAGUCCCUCCUGUUGUUUUCAUAUAGUCCAGUUUUUAGUUAGCUGUUCUGACGGAUGCAGAAUGCCUUAUUUAGUCCAUUCAAACCACAUUAUGUGAAUCAUAUGGUGCCUUGGGUAACAGUUUUGAAUUUUGAAUGUGCGGUGUACAUUUUCAGCUUCAAGAUGGAUGCAAGAAAGGAGGCCUUCAUAUCUAAAGCUUUAUCUUGACAUGUUCUUAUUUAACAGCUUGUAAAUGUUUUAGGAUUCAAAUAAUCUUGACAUAAAUUGUUGUUGGUAGUACUAUGCCACUUAUCAAAGAUCUCAAACUUGGGAAUACAUGGCGUUCUUGAAGUAUAAGAUAAUUAUAUCACAUGUUGUUGGAGGAUUGUGUUUGGGAUUUCAUCUGCGUGUGGAUUUUUGUAAAUGAAUUGUAUAAAUAUGUAAUGGAGAUUUUCUGUAAUAUUGUAACAAUUGUUAAUUACAUUUGAAUGAACAGUAUUUCAGUUGGGCUGAAGCGGGGGGGGGGCAGCGUAGCCUAGUGGUUAGAGCGUUGGACUAGUAACCAAAAGGUUGCAAGUUCGAAUCCCCGAGCUGACAAGGAACAAAUCUGUCGUUCUGCCCCUGAUCAAGGCAGUUAACCCAUUGUAGGCCGUCAUAGAAAAUAAGAAUUUGUUCUUAACUGACUUGCCUAGUUAACUAAAAGUAAAAUAAAAAGCUUGCUUGGAUGGUAAAUGAUAGACUGAGUUUUUAUGGUUGUUUUUGGACAGCAAUUAUGACUGAUGAAAAAGCACUUGCCCAUCUGUGGAGUGAUGUUUCGAGCUAUCGGAAAUUAAAUCCCGAUGCAUUUUUGGUGGCACUAAUUUCACUCCAUGGGGAAUACCUGUCAGCAGAGGAUAGGUUUUAACAGCACUGUAAUGUACUUUGUAAAAUGUGAAGCCUUUGCCUAGGCUAAAAGGUUUUUAUACACAUGCAUAGAAAUACAUAUUAGUGGAAAUGAACUUUGUCAUGUACCGUAUUAGAGUAAUGAGAGUAUCAACACUGCACAUUGGAGUACUUAGCUGUGUCAAAGUAGGACUAUAUGUAUAUAUAUAUACCCCUGCACAAGUAGUUCAAGGGUAUAAUAGUUAGUGAUUUUUGGUGUACUUAAAAGAUAAAUUAAAUGCAACUACGACAUCAAA